ACGGAUCGUCCCGUAUUUUGACAUAACGCGUGAAUUUAACUGCUAAUCUGAGUUGAAAAUCAGAAGAAACGACCUUCCAUUUUAGUUGGACAGUUUGAAACUGUAGGUUACAAGAGCCGAAAUCCGCGAAAACAUGCCUUCGGAUGGUAGAGAAUGCGUUUCAAUUCAUAUUGGUCAAGCUGGUGCUCAAAUUGGAAAUGCUUGCUGGGAGCUGUAUUGUAUUGAACAUGGUCUUGAUGAAGCUGGAUUUUUAAAGGAGGAAGAGAAAAACAAGAAACAGCAAUCACUUCAAGCAUUUUUCUCGGAGUCGAUGAACGGGAAGCAUGUGCCACGAGCGAUUUAUGUGGAUUUGGAACCAACUGUGCUGGAUGAGAUACGAAAUGGGGUGUAUGGUAACUUAUUCCAUCCUGAUCAGAUUAUCAAUGGUAAAGAAGAUGCUGCCAACAACUAUGCACGAGGGCACUACACUAUUGGAAAAGAGCUCAUUGAUGUGGUCUUGGACAGAAUUCGAAAACAGACUGAGAACUGUGAGGGACUUCAAGGAUUUCUCGUCUUCCACUCUUUCGGUGGAGGCACUGGAUCUGGGUUCAGCUCUCUUCUAAUGGAGCGACUUUCGGUGGAAUUUGGAAAGAAAAGUAAAUUGGAGUUCAGUGUGUAUCCAGCACCACAAGUCUCCACGUCUGUCGUUGAGCCCUACAACUCUAUUCUGACUACUCACACAACAUUGGAGCUCUCCGACUGCUCUUUUAUGGUGGACAACGAGGCGAUUUACGACCUUUGUCGUCAAAAACUUCAUGUUGAGAGACCUUCCUACUCAAAUCUCAACCGUCUUAUCGCCCAAGUUGUGUCAUCGAUCACCGCUUCGCUAAGAUUUGACGGAGCUUUGAAUGUUGAUUUAAACGAAUUCCAGACAAACCUGGUUCCAUAUCCAAGAAUUCAUUUUCCACUGGCUACCUACGCUCCAGUCAUUUCAGCUGAUAGGGCUCACCACGAACCCUUGUCAGUUCAAGAUAUCACUCACAUGUGUUUCGAAAAGGCUAAUCAGAUGGUGAAAUGUGACCCAAGUGCUGGAAAAUACAUGGCGGUCUGUUUGCUUUAUCGCGGCGACGUCGUUCCUAAGGAUGUCAACGCAGCUAUUUCGUCAGUAAAGGCAAAACGAGGAAUCAACUUUGUAGAUUGGUGUCCAACUGGAUUCAAAGUCGGAAUCAACUACCAAGCCCCAAUAACAGUCGAGGGUGGAGAUCUUGCAAAGGUACACCGUGCUGUUUGCAUGCUGUCCAAUACCACAGCAAUUGCUGAAGCGUGGGCUCGUCUCGACCACAAAUUUGACCUAAUGUAUUCGAAGCGCGCAUUUGUGCACUGGUUUGUAGGAGAAGGUAUGGAGGAAGGAGAAUUCAUGGAAGCUCGUGAUGAUCUGGCUGCUCUCGAAAAAGAUUAUGCAGAGGUGAGCAGAGACACUGCAGAUUUGGAAGAAGAGAAUGACGAGUUCUAAGAAAAAUUAUAAGAAUGCAAAUUAAUACGUCAAUAUGAAAAAGUUUAACCAUUUCAAUAAAGUUUAAUAACGGUUUU
This is a messenger RNA of Caenorhabditis elegans, 1569 nucleotides long. RefSeq names its product Tubulin alpha-8 chain (gene tba-8). NCBI's taxonomy places the organism in Eukaryota, Metazoa, Nematoda, Chromadorea, Rhabditida, Rhabditidae. The coding region runs from base 134 to 1492 and encodes 452 amino acids. The transcript is spliced from 12 exons. Gene Ontology annotation, molecular function: GTP binding; structural constituent of cytoskeleton. Gene Ontology annotation, biological process: microtubule-based process. Gene Ontology annotation, cellular component: cytoskeleton; microtubule. The record is from RefSeq and is marked reviewed.